This is a messenger RNA of Acanthocheilonema viteae, 705 nucleotides long. Lineage: Eukaryota; Metazoa; Nematoda; Chromadorea; Rhabditida; Onchocercidae. The record is from the annotation of a GenBank genome assembly.
AUGAAUAUAUCAGAUUAUUCAUCUGUGAGGUGCACUUGUGAAACCGAGGAGUGUGAUAGUGGAGAAAACUGUUGCCCAGUGAUUAAAAAAUCAAAAUUUUUUUACACAAAACAUCGGCGUCUUCGUUCGCGUUUUAAUGAGCUGUCGAAUGAAUACCUUAUUGUUGAAUGUUACGGUUGUCAGUGCCGCGAUGAUUGUCCAACAAAAAUAGUUCAGAAUGGACGUCAUUAUAAAGUGGCAAUAGUUCGUACAGAAACUCGUGGUUGGGAUAUUUUUGCGUUGGAAAAUAUGCCAUCAAAUGUAUUUGUUGUGGAAUAUAUCGGUGAAGUGCUUACUAUCACUGAGGGCGAUUCUCGUCGCGAUAGUAUGUAUCAGUUUGAGUUGAGUGGUUACAGUGAAAUAAAGUAUUUGAUUGAUGCAAAAUAUUAUGGAAAUGAAGCUGCUUUUAUCAAACAUUCUUGUAGUCCAAAUUUGGUUGCUGUUCGUGUACGGACUUUGAUUUUGGUGAUUGUAGGACAAGAAUUAACCUCAAACUAUUUCGAUGGAAAAUGGAAACCAGAAACGAUAUUAACGUCAGAGAGGGGACUAUGGAGUGCUCGUAAUUGUGGUGCCUCGAAAUGUAUGCGAUAUUGGCCACAACUUGUUGUUGAUAACUGUGGCAGUGAUGAAGAUAACAAGGAAAAUAGUUUUGUCAAGUCGAAGUAA